AUGGCGUUUCUUCAGACGCAAGGAUCGGCGAAGCUAGAGCAGGUCACGCAGCUGCUAAAUCGUCUUGAAGACGACCUAAAAGAGAGCAACCUCUCGACAGCUGACAGAGUCCAAACCCUCCUACAGCUCCGACAACAUGGCACGAGCCCCGCCAACGCAGAACCGAUUUAUUCACAGAAUGGCAUGAAUGUUUUGGUACGCUAUGGAGUUGAGGGAGAGACUCAUGACGUGCGACGAGCGGCCUUGCGCUGUGUUGCAAAUGCGCUUCUGCUUGUUCCCAGAAUGCGUCAGAAUUUUGUCGACACGGGAUACAGUGGAAAGCUAGCAGAGAAGCUCAAGACUGAUGAAUCGGAAGACGAAAUGAUCACCAGUCGUAUAUUGUUCUACGCAACCUAUGACACCACGCUGGACUUCAAAGACUUGAUCACGACACAUGCACUUGCAGACAACGUCAACUAUCAACUGAGCCGUCACGCAGACCAGUUUCCCAAGUCAGGAAGGAAGCCUUUGUCACAGAUGGACGAAUUGGCACUGACAGACACAUUGAAGUUGAUAUACAACAUCUCCAAGAUUUUUUCUGAUCUCGCCGUUCACUUCUCCCCCUCUAUCUCCCACAUCUUGAAAAUCAUCAGCCGCAUUGAUAUCCCGGCAAAGCCCCUGGAUGGGCUUGUGGGCUAUUUGCUCAAUGCGUUGUCUAUUCUUGACUUGGAGGAAAAGAAAGGCAAGGCUUUCGAGAGCAGCCCCCUUUUCCCGACAUUUGACCAGAACUGCAACGUGGAGAGAUUGAUCAAGAUUUUGGACCAGGCAGUUUCUUCGUAUAGCACCGAGGAGCUGAAUUCCAAGGCUAUCCCAUUACUAUAUUCACUCAUCGCAAUGUACGAAGUGGCACCCGAUGCGCCCCGCGAAAAGAUGCAGCACCUUCUUUUGCCUGAAGGCGACGGCAGCGUGCCCAUUGGCCAGUCUGACACGCUUUCCUCAAAACUACUAAAACUCUCAACAAGCCACUUUGCCGACCUCAAAGUUACAAUCUCCGAACUGAUGUUUGUGCUGUCGGGUAAGGAUGCUGAGAAAUUCACUAAAAACAUUGGCUAUGGCUUUGCUGCUGGUUUCUUGGCGGCACGGGGCAUUGAGAUGCCAAAGAGCGCAAGUGAAAAGUAUGCAGUCAACGAGGACCCUGAAACAGCUCGCAACCCGAUCACUGGGCAACGGUGGGCCGCUGAGCCACAGGAUACGGGUCCCCCUAUGACGAUGGAGGAGAAGGAGCGUGAGGCAGAGAGACUCUUUGUGCUGUUCGAGAGAGCGAGAGCCAAUGGUCUCAUCAAUGUUGAAAACCCCGUGACCAAGGCUCUCCACGAGGGGAGGUUCGAAGAACUAUCGGAUGAUGCCGAUAGCGACUGA
Penicillium bovifimosum is the source of this 1398-nucleotide messenger RNA. RefSeq names its product synembryn. Gene Ontology annotation, molecular function: G-protein alpha-subunit binding; guanyl-nucleotide exchange factor activity. Lineage: Eukaryota; Fungi; Ascomycota; Eurotiomycetes; Eurotiales; Aspergillaceae. Bases 1 to 1398 code for a protein of 465 amino acids. Gene Ontology annotation, biological process: G protein-coupled receptor signaling pathway. The record is from RefSeq and is a predicted model, not a curated record. Gene Ontology annotation, cellular component: cytoplasm. The transcript is spliced from 7 exons.